Molecule: messenger RNA, 1134 nt
Organism: Cornus florida
Lineage: Eukaryota; Viridiplantae; Streptophyta; Magnoliopsida; Cornales; Cornaceae
Exons: 2
Coding region: 1-1134 (377 amino acids)
Molecular function (GO): nucleic acid binding; zinc ion binding
Source: RefSeq, a predicted model, not a curated record
AUGAGUACUUUCUCCGAAGGUCAAUCAAGUAAGAAGCAGAAGCAUGAGCAGUCAGGGUUCAGGGGACAGCAGCCAGUUAGAUCUGCACCCACAGCUUCAGUGUCCAUGGGGUCUUCUAGACCGAAUGUUACUUGUUUCAGAUGCGGGCAGUUGGGACAUUACAAGUCCCAAUGCACUCAGACACAGGUAGCUCGGAUGAUUUGUUUCAAGUGUGGGCAGCCAGGGCAUCACAAGUCCCAAUGUACUCAGAUUCAGGUGGCGUCUGGUGGAUGUUUCGGGUGUAGCCAGCAGGGCCAUAGGGUGAAAGAUUGUCCACAGCGGGGCAGUGGUUUGGGCAGAGGUGGAGGUUCACAGCAGAAGCAGAUGCAGUCUGCCACAGUUCAGUCAGGGUUUCGACCACCACCACCACCUCAGCCGUCUCAGCCAGCUAUGUCAGCCCAGAGUUCUCGACCUAGUAGGGGAGCUUCUUCAAGUGCACCUACUCAGCAGUCUGGCUAUCAGGCAGGUAGUUCCCAGGGGCAGAAGACCCAGGGUCGCGUGUUUGUACUCACUCCAGUCGAGUCACCAUCCAGUCCUUCAGUUGCAUUGGGUUUAGAGGUUAGUCAGUUAGACAGACCGCUUUGUGUUGACACGCCUAUUGAGGGUUCAGUUGCUCUUAGUAGAGUUUGUAGGAGUUGUUCCAUCACAAUUGCCGGACAUGUUCUUGAGUUCGAUCUCAUCCUUCUCGAGAUGACAGGAUUUGAUGUCAUUCUUGGGAUGGACUGGUUAUCAUCCUUCAGAGCUGUCAUUGAUUGUUUCAGGGGCAGAGUUUCAGUGUGUACCCCGGAUGGGGAUUGUUUCUAUUUUGUGGGAGAUCGGUGUGAUCCUCUCACUUAUUCAUUUUAUGGUGUUAGGGGUCGAGAUCGGCAGACAUUCUUCUUGGUUAGUCUUUUCGCUGAUGAUGACGUUGAGUUUUAUGGGGUUGAUUAUCCAGCAGUUGUGCGUGAUUUUCUGGAUGUGUUUCCGGAGGACUUGACUGAAUUGCCUCCAUACCGAGAGGUGAAAUUUGCUAUUGAUUUUAUGCCUGGUACCGCACCAUUCUCUAUGGCACCGUAUUGUAUGGCACCGAUUGAAUUAGAAGAAUUGAAAAAGUAA